AUAUUCUCUACACUCGACAAUUCAGUUUUGCUUGAGCAGAUUAGCUUAUUGGAUACUCUGUCAAUCAUUGCCAACAUCAAAUCUCAAUGGCCUUAUCUGCUCUGCGUUCGGCGAUCUGGGUUCCUUAUCCAGUCGCCCACCCCGGCCAUGGAUUCUGGGGCGAACAAACGUCAACACUGAACUUCUGCGAAGAGGACUAUGCGCUAUCGUGGUAUUGUGCCGAGCUCUGCAAUACAAUCACAAAUGGUCUUUUCAUGUGGCUUGGGAUUAGAGGGAUUAGAAGCUGCAUGAAGGAGGACCAUCCAUCAAUAUUCCUGAUUUCUUACAUCGGGUACAUGGUCGUGGGACUAGGCUCUAUCCUCUUCCAUGCGACAUUGAAGUAUCCUAUGCAAUUGGUCGACGAAUUAUCCAUGAUAUAUACGACUUGCCUGAUGAUGCAUGCUAGCUUUUCUUACUCACGCUCACAGGUAUUCUCAGUCGUCUUAGGGAUCGGGCUCCUUUCGCUUGCCGGGUCAAUCACGCUCUAUUACUACCUCACCAAGGAUCCCAUCUUCCAUCAGGUAGCAUACGCUGCUUUGACCGCUACAGUCGUCUUUCGGAGUAUCUGGGUGAUGGAGACGCAGGUACGGCCAGUCUUGCACGCCCAAGAUCCAAAAAGGGCCUCGAAGCUGCUUAAUACGAUGUGGGCCAUGGUAGCUACUGGCCUGGCGGUUUUCCUUGGUGGGUUCUUAAUCUGGAACCUCGAUAACUUUUUCUGUUCCCAAGUGCGACGGUGGAGACAUGCAGUUGGCCUUCCCUGGGCCAUUCUGCUCGAGGGCCACGCCUGGUGGCACCUCAUGACCGGGUUGGUAGCCUAUUAUUACAUCACUUGGGGCACUUGGCUGCGGCAUUGUCUUGCGGGACGAGGCGACAAAUACAACCUCGUCUGGCCAAGGCUGCUGACGUCUGUUCCAUAUCUGAAGAUGAUAGAGGAGGAUCAGGACCAAGCAAAGAAAUCCCAAUAGACUUAGAGCCGCCAGAGAGCCCGAGGGUUUCGUGCUCGGGGCGCGGGUUAAAUGCUGCGUCCCGCGUCGCAAUGCUCUACCUGUAUGUACAGUAAUGUAGGUAUGGUGCAAUAAAUAGCUGGAGAGCUUAGGCCUUGAGUAGCAAUAGAUUUCGGGGAAUCCCACCAAUCCGGGGCUGGGUCGCC
Trichoderma asperellum CBS 433.97 is the source of this 1189-nucleotide messenger RNA. The record is from RefSeq and is a predicted model, not a curated record. NCBI's taxonomy places the organism in Eukaryota, Fungi, Ascomycota, Sordariomycetes, Hypocreales, Hypocreaceae.